Messenger RNA from Vollenhovia emeryi, 1835 nucleotides. RefSeq names its product trichohyalin-like. The record is from RefSeq and is a predicted model, not a curated record. NCBI's taxonomy places the organism in Eukaryota, Metazoa, Arthropoda, Insecta, Hymenoptera, Formicidae. Bases 472 to 1758 code for a protein of 428 amino acids. The transcript has a single exon.
CCCUGUAUACGUGUGCACACGUAUUGGAAAUGUGAACUGAAUAUUACCGAAUCUCACCAGAAAGAGUCGAUGUCAGAUGAGUGCCUCCCGCGCCCCGAAUAUCAGAACCCCUCUUGUCCAGAGUUGUAGCUAAUGCUCCGUCUAUAGAUGUCUAUGGAUAGCGGAGAGUGAGAUUGGAGAGAGAGAUAAGAGAAAGGCUGCAGAAAAAUUCCCGAAAGGGAGGCUUUGUUGCAGGUAAGCGAGGCUAAGUUCGCAUCCAUCGAAUCCAGGUGGAUGUAAGAGGAGGAGACAGGUAAACAGGAGGCACUGAGGUAACGUAACCUAAAAGAGCACGAGGCAGGACGGAGAGACACGUGGAGAGCAGCGCAACGACAACGCGCAGCGCAGAGGGAAGUGACGCAGACAGCAGCGCUCUCAGGAGCGUAGCAAGGGAAGGUGGAGACAGGGCACGGAGGGCAAGUACCGGAGGGGAUGGAAGAGGAGAUACACACGACAGAGGUAUUGACAGGGAAAGGAAAAGAAGGCAACGAGGGGGGAGAGAGACAGGGAGUGAAGGGACCGAGGGAUAACAAGGAGGAGAAGGAUAGUGCGAGACAGACGACGUCGGCAAAUACAACGCCGAAGGCCAGAGGGAGACCGACGAAGGCAGUGGCCCAGAUAAAAGAGAGAGAGAGAGCAAUAAGCGAAGGAAGACUGCGGGAGUACCUGGAGAAGAAGAGAAAGAGACAAGAGGUGGAGUGCAGCGAGGAGGUAAAGGAGGAGGAGAGGAAGCACAUGCAGAAGAGAAGUCAGAAGACCAGAAGGACACCAACAAAAGAGGAGUUGAAAGAAGAAGAUAAAGAGAAGGACAGGACGGAAGAAGGAGAGGAAAAAGGCAUAGACACAGGAGACGAGGAAAAGAAAGAAGAGGAUAGGAUGGAGGAGAAGAGCGGCAGGGAACUACUACUGAGGAUUUGCGAGGAAUUAAGAGAGAUGAAGACGGAGGCGGCAAAAAAUAGAGUAGAGGAGAAGAAAGAAAGAGAAGAGGAAAUGGAGACGUUGAAAAAAGAGAUAAAACGAAUAGAAGACAAAAGAGAACAAGAAGUGAAGGAGAUAAAAGAAAAGAUGGAGACAGUCAAGACGGUGUUCAAGGAGUCAGUACAAAUGCUGGAGGAGAAAAUAAAAAACCUGGAAAGAGAGGUAGGGGACAGAAGAGUGGGGGAGGCAGUAGGAGAAAGGAAAAAGGAGGAGGUGACGAGCUGGAUGAGAACAUUGGAAAAGAAGAUAGAAGAAAGAAGAGAGGUGAACAAAGUGGUGGAAGAGAAAAGGUUAAGUGACAUGGAGGACAAAUUAGAGGCGAGAGAGAGGCUAGACAGGAGAAAUAACAUUAUAAUAAAGGGAUUAGAAUUAGAAAGGGGAGGAGAAGCCAGAGGUAAGGUGAAAGAGUUUCUCAGAAUGCAGUUCGGAGUAAAGGAGGAAGCGAUAGAAGGGGUAAAGGUGGUAGGAAGGGAAACGAGAAUGAUAUGGGUGAGAAUAAGGAGCAGAGAGGAGAAGGAAGAAAUAAUGAGUAAUAAGAAUAGGCUAGGAAAGGAGAUUUAUAUAGAGAACGAUCUGACAUGGAAGGAGAGGGUGCUGCAGAGGAAAAUAGGAGGAAUAGCAAGGGGGGAAAGAGCAAGAGGGAAAAGAGUGAAAGUGGUAUACAGGGGAAUGAUAGUAGACGGGAAGAGAUACGAAUGGAGUGAGGAGUCAGGGGAGAUGAAGGAAAGAAUGGGUUUUUAGAAGCGAGAGAGAUAAGGAUGAGUGAGUGUAAAGCCAAUGAGGUGGUGGAUGGCAUGUAUGUGUGCGAGAAAGAUGAC